Galeopterus variegatus (Sunda flying lemur) is the source of this 951-nucleotide messenger RNA. RefSeq names its product olfactory receptor 14K1-like. Gene Ontology annotation, biological process: G protein-coupled receptor signaling pathway. NCBI's taxonomy places the organism in Eukaryota, Metazoa, Chordata, Mammalia, Dermoptera, Cynocephalidae. Gene Ontology annotation, cellular component: membrane. The transcript is spliced from 3 exons. Bases 1 to 951 code for a protein of 316 amino acids. The record is from RefSeq and is a predicted model, not a curated record. Gene Ontology annotation, molecular function: G protein-coupled receptor activity; olfactory receptor activity.
AUGACUCAUGAUAUGUUUUAUGAAGAUACAGACUUUAUCAGUGCAGAUGUCAAGUCCUACAGAAGAGGACUUUUCAAUAUUCUCUCUUUAACUGCUUGCUCAAUGAAUCUUCUCAUUAUUGUCCUUGUCACCAUGGACCAGUGUCUUCACACCCCCAUGUACUUCUUCCUGAAGAACUUAUCAUUUCUUGAUGUUUGCCUUAUUUCAAUUACAGUUCCUAAACUUAUUCUGAACUCUUUAUCACAUAGAAGCGUCAUUUCUUUUGCAGGAUGUGUGCUACAGGUCUUGUUAGUGAUUCACUUUGCUGGGUCUGAGCUUUUUGUCCUCACGGCCAUGUCCUAUGACCGCUAUGUGGCCAUCUGUCACCCACUGCACUAUGAUGUCACCAUGAACAGGGGAGUCUGUGUGCAGAUGGUAGCUGUCUCUUGGCUCCUUGGGAGUAUCUUUGGCAUCUUAUACUCAGCAGGAACUUUUUCUUUACCUUUCUGUGGUUCCAGAAAACUCCCACAGUUUUUCUGUGAUGUGCCCUCUCUCCUGAAGAUUUCUUGCACCAACAGGCAUAUUACCAUUGAUGUUAGUGUGGCAAUUGGAGUCAUUUAUGCUAUUUUUUGUUUAGUGUCCAUUGGAUUUUCAUAUAUUUACAUUUUCAAUACAGUUCUGAGGUUUCCAUCUGGACAAGGGCGGUCAAAAGCCUUCUCCACCUGUGUGCCACAUCUCAUAGUUGUGAUCACAUUCAUUAUGACAGGCGCCAUUGCCUACCUGAAGCCAGUCCCCGAUUCCCCACAGCUUGUGGAUUUUUUGGUGUCUGUAUUGUAUUCUGUGUUGCCUCCAUCUAUGAACCCCAUAGUAUACAGCCUAAGGAACAAAGAAAUCAAGGCAGCUGUGUGGAAGAUUCUAUGGAAACUAAGCCAGUAUAAGUUUUAUGGGGGAAACAAUAGACCUAGUAUCUAA